UGUGUCAUCCUGUGACUGUGAUCUGUUAACUGCAAAUCUGCAACGCAGGCCGCCAGCUAGCUAGGGCAUGCAGCACAAGCCUACGAGUCAACGAGCAUACACAUAUCUUGUAAGCUAUCUACUUUUCUCUCAUUCUCUCAAGAAUUCUUCUCUUCCAUUUCUUGGCCAGCUCUCUCAUGUACGCACGUAGCUCUCUCUGAAAAGAAGCCAUAUAUGGACCGACGUCGCCGGAAACGAGCCAAUAUCUCCAGUACUUUUGAGUCUGAAGAGGUUAGUAGCAUUGAAUGGGAGGUUAUAAACAUGACUGAACAAGAAGAGGAUCUCUUCUAUAGAAUGUAUAGACUUGUUGGAGAAAGGUGGGAUUUAAUAGCUGGCCGGAUUCCAGGCCGAAAACCUGAAGAAAUAGAGAGAUUUUGGAUAAUGAGACAUUGGGAAGGGCUAGCAGCUGGUCGAAGAAAAUUGCACAAGAAAGAGAGUCCCAGAUCAGUGUUUGCACUUUGAUUAAUUAAUAGUUUUGUCGUCUUUUAUUAAUUAACUUUAGCACAAGUUUUUAUUUAUUUAUUUUUAUUUUUUUGUCGAAACUCUGAUCGUAUGAAUAUUAAUGGAUAAUGAACAA
Molecule: messenger RNA, 616 nt
Organism: Juglans microcarpa x Juglans regia
Lineage: Eukaryota; Viridiplantae; Streptophyta; Magnoliopsida; Fagales; Juglandaceae
Product: transcription factor TRY
Exons: 4
Coding region: 214-501 (95 amino acids)
Biological process (GO): cell differentiation
Cellular component (GO): nucleus
Molecular function (GO): transcription cis-regulatory region binding
Source: RefSeq, a predicted model, not a curated record